UCUUUUAUUUUGUCAUGUAAAAUAUUUGUAGCCGGAUGUUUACUCGUCAGCACUGUAAUACGAGCAUGGCAGUUUCAAACAGAAAACAGCUUUUUAAGUUUAUUAGUCAGUUAGGAGCCUUCAUUCUAACUCGAUUCGGUUUUUGGAACUGCUUCUGUAUGUUGAUGCUGUUUGCUGAGAGAGCGGACUCAAAAAGGAAGCCAGACAUCCAUGUCCCCUACCUGUACGUGGACAUGGGCGUUGCUGUGCUCUGUGCCAGCUUCAUGUCAUUCGGGGUAAAGAGGAGAUGGUUCGCAAUGGCGGCUGCCUUACAGCUUGCUGUCAGCACUUAUGCAUCUUACCAUGGAGAAAAUGUUCACUACAGUGAGUGGCUGAAAGUACGAAUGUAUUCCAGAGCACUGGCUAUUAUUGGAGGCUUCCUGGUUCUGGCCAGUGGAGCAGGAGAGGUUUAUAGACAGAAACCUCGCAGCAGAUCCCUACAGUCCACUGGACAGGUCUUCCUGGGAGUCUACCUCAUUUGCAUGGUAUACUCCUUACAACACAGCAAAGAGGAUAGACUGGCCUAUCUUAACCACAUCGCUGGGGGAGAGAUCAUGGUGAUGCUACUGGAGGUUCUAUUUGGGGUUCUGGCACUGGCCUUUCUCUCUGGCUACUACAUCCGUCUGGCUGCUCAGAUUCUGGCCACGGUGCUCCCUCUGAUCAUCCUGCUCAUCGAUGGGAACCUGGGAUACUGGCACAACACUCGCAAGGUGGAAUUCUGGAACCAAAUGAAGCUGAUGGGACAUAAUGUGUGCAUCUUUGGAGCUGCGCUGAUACUUGCAACUGAUGGCUGAACCACAGAGUAUCACAGACUUGUAGAACGUUUCUAAAGUUGCUGGGACUUCUCAGGAUUCAAAUGCAUGAAGAUGAAAAUGGUUGAACAAAACCACAAUGGCCGUUACAUGUUUGCCUCCCUCAGUGUAACAUAAUACAAGAAACACUGGAGCUUUCUCUGCAAUUUCACGUUUACAUUUCUUUUCUGUUAUGCGAGUGUUACAACAUGAAUAAUUUGUAUAAAAAAUUUGUAUUAAAAUAAAAACACACUAUGUCUACUCAUUUGUAGAAA
Molecule: messenger RNA, 1105 nt
Organism: Cynoglossus semilaevis (tongue sole)
Lineage: Eukaryota; Metazoa; Chordata; Actinopteri; Pleuronectiformes; Cynoglossidae
Gene: tmem101
Product: transmembrane protein 101
Exons: 4
Coding region: 36-833 (265 amino acids)
Biological process (GO): positive regulation of canonical NF-kappaB signal transduction
Source: RefSeq, a predicted model, not a curated record